GAGACGGAGACUCCAUCAUGUCGAGUCUCCACAAGAGCAGGAUUGCAGAAUUUCAGGAGAUCCUUAGUGAACCCAAGAUUGUGCUGCAGAAGCUCCGCAAACUUUGCUUUAGCGGGAUUCCUUUUGACAGUGGAUUGCGCUGUCUCUGCUGGAAGAUCCUCUUGAACUACCUCCCUGUGGAGAGGGCCUUAUGGAGUUCCCUACUGAAAAAGCAGAGAGAGUUGUAUGCCCAGUUCUUGAAGGAAAUGAUUAUACAGCCUGGAAUAGCCAAAGCCAACCUUGGGGUCUUCAGGGAAGACGUAACCUUAGAAGACCACCCACUGAACCCGAAUCCAGACAGCCGGUGGAACACUUACUUCAAGGACAAUGAGGUGCUGCUGCAGAUAGACAAGGAUGUCAGGAGACUAUACCCUGAUAUGGCAUUCUUCCAACGCCCAACCGAGUACCCCUGCCUGUUGAUCCUGGACCCCCAGAAUGAGUUUGAGACCCUUCGCAAGCGAGUGGAGCAGACCACACUCAAGUCACAGACAGUGGCACGAAACCGGAGCGGUGUCACCAAUGUGAGUUCCCCUCAUAAAACAUCAGCGCCUCAUUCACUGAGUGAGUAUGAAGUUCUGCCCAAUGGCUGUGAGGCUCACUGGGAAGUGGUGGAGCGAAUCUUAUUCAUCUAUGCUAAGCUGAACCCUGGGAUAGCCUAUGUCCAAGGGAUGAACGAAAUAGUAGGGCCUCUUUACUACACUUUUGCUACAGACUCCAACAGUGACUGGAAAGAACAUGCAGAAGCGGAUACCUUCUUCUGUUUCACCAACCUCAUGUCUGAGAUCAGGGAUAACUUUAUCAAAAGUCUGGAUGACUCCCAAUGUGGCAUCACCUACAAAAUGGAGAAGGUCUACUCCACUUUGAAAGAGAAAGAUAUGGAGCUUUACAUGAAAUUGCAAGAGCAGAACAUCAAGCCCCAGUUCUUCGCCUUCCGCUGGCUGACGCUGCUGCUGUCCCAAGAGUUCCUGUUGCCAGAUGUCAUCCGCAUCUGGGAUUCCCUCUUUGCCGACGACAGUCGUUUCGACUUCCUGCUGCUAGUCUGUUGCGCCAUGUUGAUGCUCAUUCGGGACCACUUACUGGAAGGAGAUUUCACUUUGAACAUGCGACUUCUACAGGAUUACCCCAUCUCAGAUGUUCAUCUGAUUUUGAAGAAGGCAAAAGACCUUCAAGAUUCCAAGUAG
This is a messenger RNA of Euleptes europaea (tarantolino), 1220 nucleotides long. RefSeq names its product TBC1 domain family member 13 (gene TBC1D13). Gene Ontology annotation, biological process: activation of GTPase activity; intracellular protein transport. The record is from RefSeq and is a predicted model, not a curated record. Bases 18 to 1220 code for a protein of 400 amino acids. The transcript has 12 exons. Gene Ontology annotation, molecular function: GTPase activator activity. Lineage: Eukaryota; Metazoa; Chordata; Lepidosauria; Squamata; Sphaerodactylidae.